Echinops telfairi (small Madagascar hedgehog) is the source of this 684-nucleotide messenger RNA. It is a transcript of the gene NMB, whose product is annotated as neuromedin B. The record is from RefSeq and is a predicted model, not a curated record. Gene Ontology annotation, biological process: positive regulation of hormone secretion; neuropeptide signaling pathway. NCBI's taxonomy places the organism in Eukaryota, Metazoa, Chordata, Mammalia, Afrosoricida, Tenrecidae. Gene Ontology annotation, molecular function: neuropeptide hormone activity; neuromedin B receptor binding. Gene Ontology annotation, cellular component: neuron projection.
AUGACCCGGCGGGCGGGGGGCGCUCGGCUGCUGGGUGGCCUCCUGCUCUUUGCUGUGCUAGCCGCCGGCGCCGCCCCGCUGAGCUGGGACCUCCCGGAGGCCCGCGGCAGAGCGAGCAAGAUCCGAGUGCACCCGCGGGGCAACCUCUGGGCCACUGGUCACUUCAUGGGCAAAAAGAGCCUGGAUUCUCCCAGCCCAAUCCCACUGGGGGCCACUCUCCACGGCUCCCUGAGGAAUCACCGGCUGCUGCUGAGUCAUGAUCUGCUCAGGAUCCUCCAGUUGAAGAAAGCCCUGGGCUUGAGCCUUGACAGCCCAGCACCCAGAAUAGCAGCCCCUCUCUGCCCUGUUCCUGAUGUCAUCUUCAUCAGCCACCUUCCUUCCCGGUACUUGCUGUGUGCGGAAGACAGUGAUAGUGAAGUACAGGAGGCUGCUGGUGCACAUUUGGCAGAAGUGAUGCAAAUAAUGGGGCAGACGCGCCACCACCGCUUAGACUGUGCUCACCCAGGGAAGGUGCUUAAUGGCAUGGUCCUGGCCCCACCUGGAUGCAGAUCGUGGAUCAGAUCUCUAUAACGCCAUUACUGUGAUUUCUGGUUGGAGUCACCCGCCCAGACACACGUGAUCACGUUCCUGCUGUAUGUCUGGCUUCCCUGAUAAAGUUGUGAAUAAAUCCCUGCUCUUUGUGUA